AUGGACAGCCAAUCGUCGGUCAAUGUUAAGAACCAACUCCGAUUCACUGAUGACGCAAUUCAGAUAUACGGAAUCACAAAAGACACGGAAAAAUGUGAUUAUGUGAUAGUCAUGAAGUAUGCUCCCGGAGGAAGCCUUCGACAGAUACUUGAUAAAAAAUGUCAGGUUCCUCGGUUGCUUUUGGAUUUAAUUAAUGAAUGCCUAGAUGCAGAAGUCUCCAAGCGACCUUCUGCAGAGAGGUUGAAAGAUAUUAUAUAUGCGUAUCGAGAAGAAUUAAAUCGUAUGAAGGAUACAGAAAUUGUUAGACAAAUUAUAUCUUUGGAGGAAUCUGCAAAAGAUUCUUCAGCAUACGAUCCGAGCAAAACCACGCAAUUCAAUUACACCACACACACUCAGGCCAUUUAUACGAGUAAACGUUUGAAUUUUGAGGGUCUUCCCGAUCCUAUCAAUGCAACUGCAGCCGAACAGCUUGAGAUUAAACUCCCGAGUUUAAAUGAUUUAACGAGUAAGCAUUAA
Acaulospora morrowiae is the source of this 516-nucleotide messenger RNA. The record is from the annotation of a GenBank genome assembly. Lineage: Eukaryota; Fungi; Glomeromycota; Glomeromycetes; Diversisporales; Acaulosporaceae.